AUGCUACUCUUUGCAAUUUCAAUCGUCUUUUUAAUUCUUUUACACUGUGGAAGUUAUUGCGAAGCCGAGAAAAACCAUGACUGUCCCCCUACUUCUUGCGGCAGCAUCACAAACAUUAGCUACCCAUUUCGACUUAGAGAUGACCCCGAAAAUUGUGGCGAUUCAAGCUACGAACUUGCUUGCGAGAACAAUCGCACUAUCCUCUAUCUAAAUUCCAGUAGAUUCUUCGUGCAAUCAAUUUCUUACAAUAACUUCACUAUUCGACUACUUGAUCCUGGUCUGGAAAAAACCAGUUGUGCUUCAUUUCCAAUUAACAGUCUGUCAUACAAUUACCUUUCAAGACUUUACACUUUUGAAACGCGUUUUCUUUUCGAAUGGAAUAUUCCUAUAAUAUUUAUCCACUGUGAAGCUCCUGGAAAGUCUCCUUACUAUGUUGAUACAUGCAUUUGCAGUAAAAAUAUUUCGCUACAGAAAUAUUCCUAUCUUGUAGUCGGAAACGACGUCAGUGUUGCAGAUUUAGAGGAUUCCUGCAGUAUUGACACGAUGGCUUGGAUUUCAGAAACAUUUCCCAUAGUUGAAAAUGCCUCCUGUUCAGACAUUCAAGAUGGGCUGGCUUACGGAUUUGUGCUUCGCUGGUACCUAGUCUACUGCAAGGAUUGUGAAGGAUAUUGUCAUAUUGACCUUUAUAAUAACAUCGAAUGCACAAAGAAAUGCCUAGUUUCGGGCCCCAAUACCUUCCGUGGUCUAUGGCCCAGUUGUCCAUUACCUUUUUGGUCGCAGAUCAGACCUACGAUACAUCUGGACAGCAACAGUGACACAGCCUUCGCGAUUCUUGCUGCCUUCAUCAUCCUGCCACGAGUCCCGCCACAUCCCGCCGGCCGUCUUCUUCACCACCACCAACCGGCCCUAGUGUGA
Messenger RNA from Fraxinus pennsylvanica, 915 nucleotides. NCBI's taxonomy places the organism in Eukaryota, Viridiplantae, Streptophyta, Magnoliopsida, Lamiales, Oleaceae. The record is from the annotation of a GenBank genome assembly.